Molecule: messenger RNA, 2375 nt
Organism: Vigna angularis (adzuki bean)
Lineage: Eukaryota; Viridiplantae; Streptophyta; Magnoliopsida; Fabales; Fabaceae
Product: ammonium transporter 2 member 5
Exons: 4
Coding region: 735-2177 (480 amino acids)
Biological process (GO): ammonium transmembrane transport
Cellular component (GO): plasma membrane
Molecular function (GO): ammonium channel activity
Source: RefSeq, a predicted model, not a curated record
CAAACCCUAUUACAUUGUUUCUAAAAUUAUAACUAAUUAUGCUACAGUUUACUUUAAUGAUUAUUUUUUCUUUUUAAAUAACGAUUCUAACAACUAUCACCUUUUUCAAAUAUCUAAUUUUCAUUGAGUUUUACAUAUUAUACUAUGUACAUAAACAAAUAAAUACAAAGUUUGGAGUCAUAAGAUAAUAGAGAAGCAUGUAAGUUAUCCUUUUGAAAACCAUGAAUAUGUGGACGCUUAUAUUUUAUUAUGUUCAACUUUCUUUGAAAUAAUAAAUAUUGUCAAACCCUCGAGGUUGCUUAUAGUAAAGUACAUAUUUUUAAUUUUGUGAGAGUGCUCAUUUUCACUCUUGUUCAACCUCGGCACCACCAUAUUGUUUCCGUUGCCAUUAAAUCGUCACCAAUUUCAGUCCAGCACUCUCAAGAAACACAUUCUAAUUUACUUCCUAAGACACAAAGGAACUUUGUUGAUACCGUUGGCAGAAAAAAUGUUCGUAAUACCCGCCACAGUUUACCCAUCCAUAUCAAGACCGACAUCACCUAUGACAACAUAUCAAUUAUGUAACAACUCUACAGCUAGUCGUGAGAAUCAAAACAAAUUCACACAAAAGGCCAACACUAGCCGCUUGAUCCAUCAAACAUUCUCUCUCUCUUCUGUGAAUGUACAUAUAUGGGUGAGUGAUCCAUAUAGUGAACAUUCAUUCAUUCACUCACUCAGAAAGAGGGUGUGAAAAAAUGGCUCAGGUUCCGUUUCCCUCGAACCUUUUGCCAGUAGAUGGAAGCCCUGAAUGGAUGAGUAGGGCAGACAAUGCAUGGCAGCUUGUGGCUGCAACACUGGUGGGUCUGCAGAGUGUACCAGGGCUCAUAAUAUUGUAUGGUGGAGCUGUGAAGAAGAAAUGGGCAGUGAACUCAGCAUUCAUGUGCCUCUAUGCUUUUGCAUGUGUGUUUUUCUGUUGGGUUGUGUGGGGAUACAGAAUGUCUUUUGGUGACCCACUUGUUCCUUUCUGGGGAAAGCCUGCUAUGUCACUUAAUCAUGUAUAUCUCUUCGACAAGGCCUUUCUGGGGGCCUUCCCUAAUGCCACAAUGGUGUAUUUCCAGUGUGUGUUUGCAGCCAUUACUCUGAUUCUCAUUGCUGGGGCUGUUUUGGGGCGCAUGAACUUCUAUGCUUGGAUGCUGUUUGUGCCUUUGUGGCUCACAUUCUCAUACACCUUCACAGCUUUCAGCAUAUGGAGUACAAAGGGCUUCUUGUCCAAAAUGGGGAUUAUAGAUUACUCAGGUGGAUAUGUCAUCCAUUUGUCUUCUGGGGUUGCUGGUUUCACUGCUGCAUUUUGGGUUGGGCCAAGACUAAACAAGGACAGGGAAAGGUUUCCUCCAAACAACAUCCUUCUGAUGCUGGCAGGUGCAGGGAUGUUGUGGAUGGGGUGGACAGGGUUCAAUGGAGGAGAUCCAUACACAGUAAAUGCAGAUGCUUCACUUGCCGUCCUCAACACCCACGCUUGCACUGCCACCAGCUUGCUCGUUUGGGUCAUUCUUGAUGUCAUCUUUUUCCGAAAACCUUCUGUCAUUGGAGCUGUUCAAGGCAUGAUCACUGGUUUGGUCUGCAUUACUCCUGCUGCAGGAGUUGUGGAGGGAUGGGCAGCACUUCUAAUGGGAGUGUUCUCUGGGUCAAUACCUUGGUUCACCAUGAUGGUGAUCCACAAGAGAUCAAAGCUACUGCAGAAGGUUGAUGACACAAUGGCAGUAUUCCACACUCAUGCCAUUGCAGGAACCUUGGGAGGACUACUCACUGGACUGUUUGCCGAGCCAAGACUCAACACAUUGUUCUAUGGAGCUGCUAAUCAAUACGUUGGCUUUUUCUAUGGUUUCCAUUCCAAAAGGAUACACACAGGGUUCAGGCAAAUGGGGGUACAAAUCAUCGGGAUUAUCUUUGUUGUCUUUGUCAAUGUUGUGUCCACAAGCUUGAUAUGCCUCUUCAUCAGACUUUUUGUUCCACUGAGAAUGUCUGAAGAGGAUAUGGAGAUUGGUGAUGAAGCUGCUCAUGGGGAAGAGGCUUAUGCCAUCUGGGGUCAGGGUGAUAAACUUGAAAAUUCAAGUUCAAAGUAUGGAAGUUCAUUGUAUGAUGAUGUUGAAGCUGGGGCACACAAGAAGAAACAUGGUGGCGUGGUUGAGAUGAUGUAGAACUAGUUAAAUACAUUAUAGUCUGAUCGAUGUCGUUGUCUAGUCUUGUUUUCAAAAACAUGCACACACAUAUAUAUAUAGUAAAAUAAAUGUUGUGUUUCAUUGUAGUCUGGGUCAUUCAACAACAACGUUAUUUUACUUUCCCUAUGUUCAUUCUUCAUAAUAACAAAUGAACAAGAUCGGUGAUGGAAAGAAGUG